AUGGCUACAUUUUGUGUGCGUCGUUCUCGUCUUAAGAUGCAGCUUAAGAGAUGCGAUACGGCUAGACUAGAGGCAGAAUGUCAAAUUGCUGAUUUGCAAGCCCAUGCACACCAAGUAAAAGCAGCGGUGGCGCAGCAAUUGCAGGUGAUGGAGGCCAAGUAUCUGAUCGAGUUCGACCACAGCGUGCAGGCUCUGCUGAAGAUUAUAAAGCACCAUGAAAUGGAGAACGAAAAGCUGAAAGCGGAAAUGGAGCGAUUGCGAACGGCAGCUUCAGCUGUUUCACCUCCAAUUACCAAGGUAACGCAAUCCACUCAGACAAAAACAUUUAUACCGUUGCAGAAUGCGCUGAAAAAGAAUAGCGUGCGCUUUGAAGCGGAGAAUGAUUUAGCGUCGAAUGAAAAGAUUUCGCUUUCUGUAGACUUGAAGGCAAAGGCAAGCAGCACUGCGCGUAUGCAGCAACUCUUUGAGCAGCUACAAGCAUCCACAACUCGGGCUGAAUCUAUUCAAAUGACAACGCCAAUUGCAUUUAAUGCACAUAAGGACAACGAGCAUCGAUCUUGUCAUUGUUCGAACAAAGCUGUAAAAAAACGGGGAGGAAAAAAACAGUCACAAGUGAGAUAUCCGCCCAAAAUCGGGAACGCAAGUCCUUUUGCGUAG
Molecule: messenger RNA, 657 nt
Organism: Plasmopara halstedii
Lineage: Eukaryota; Oomycota; Peronosporomycetes; Peronosporales; Peronosporaceae
Exons: 4
Coding region: 1-657 (218 amino acids)
Source: RefSeq, a predicted model, not a curated record